GGCAACAUCGCAUCGCCCGGGUCCGUAUCACCAAUGCUUCGGCGGCCCCUUGCCUGGGCAGCUGUUCUGGCGGCGCUGACGGCGGCAGAACGGGCUCAUGAGGUUCCUCCCCGGGAGCUCCGCGGGGCCCGACAGUUGCGACGAGCUGAAGACGGGCUCGUGUGAAGUGCCCAAAGAAGGCCUCCGUCUUCAGCAGUCCUGCACCAUUGGCGCUGGGACGAACCCCCAGGUCAAGUUGCACGGGCCGUUGACCGUCCACGGGAAUCUCACGGCGCAGGGCAACGUCACCUUCCGGAGCUCCCACUCGUUGGGUGGAUCCAGACAUUUCAAGGAGGACGGCUUUAGGCUUCAAUGCCUUUGGGAUGGUGGCAAAGCGCAACUGGCAUAUGCGUUGGCAUCCCCCAUGGCGCCCCUGGUCAUGCUUCCGGCAUGCGGUUUGCUGCAGGUCUUCAAGCCCUCCGCCGGCGACCCAGCAAGACCAUCGCGGCUCAUGCAAAGAGGGCGAAGAGGAGCUGGAUCGCGAAGCUACGCUUGGUGAAGGAACACAAGGAGGUUUGGCUGCAGAUGCACGACGGCAAGGCGGAGAUGAAGUCACGAGAGAGUGAAGGAUGAGCAGCUGCUGAGCUAGCUGCAAACCGGCCGCA
Effrenium voratum is the source of this 644-nucleotide messenger RNA. The record is from the annotation of a GenBank genome assembly. Lineage: Eukaryota; Dinophyceae; Suessiales; Symbiodiniaceae.